This is a messenger RNA of Ictalurus punctatus (channel catfish), 1962 nucleotides long. RefSeq names its product pescadillo (gene pes1). Gene Ontology annotation, cellular component: nucleolus; PeBoW complex. The record is from RefSeq and is a predicted model, not a curated record. The transcript has 15 exons. Bases 155 to 1900 code for a protein of 581 amino acids. Gene Ontology annotation, biological process: maturation of LSU-rRNA from tricistronic rRNA transcript (SSU-rRNA, 5.8S rRNA, LSU-rRNA); ribosome biogenesis. Gene Ontology annotation, molecular function: RNA binding. NCBI's taxonomy places the organism in Eukaryota, Metazoa, Chordata, Actinopteri, Siluriformes, Ictaluridae.
UUAUUGACGUCACUCAGCGCACGUGUAGACGGAACUCUACACUGAUGUCGGCUGCGGGCUUCGGUGUUUAGCUUUGUCGUAGUUUAUUGUGUUUAUAAAUAUAGCAGUGAGUUCUCUGUGUGCAGUGUAGUUAGUGUGUGUAAAAUUCUCCGCGAUGGGGGGUUUACAGAAGAAGAAGUACGAGAGCGGCUCAGCCACCAACUACAUCAGUAGGAACAAAGCGCGCAAGAAGCUGAGCCUGAGUCUGGCUGAUUUCAGACGAUUGUGCAUCUUGAAGGGAAUUUACCCACAUGAACCCAAACACAAGAAGAAGGUCAACAAGGGCUCCACGGCCCAGAGGACCUUCUACCUGCUCAAAGACAUCCGCUUCCUCUUGCACGAGCCCAUCGUCCGCAAGUUCAGAGAGUACAAGAUAUUCGUGCGUAAACUGCGGAAGGCGUACGGGAAGGCCGAGUGGGGCUCCGUCGAGAGGCUGAAAGACAACAAACCCGCCUACAAAGUGGACCACAUCGUAAAGGAAAGGUAUCCGACGUUCAUCGACGCUCUGCGGGACGUAGACGACGCUCUGUCCAUGUGUUUCCUCUUCUCUACGUUCGCGCGCACCGGGAAGUGCCACGUGCAGGUGAUCCAGCUGUGCCGCAGACUCAGUGUGGAGUGGAUGAACUACAUCAUCGCUUCGCGCUCGCUCAAAAAGGUGUUUCUAUCCAUCAAGGGCAUCUAUUACCAGGCAGAAGUUCUGGGACAGACCAUCACCUGGCUUGUACCCUAUCAGUUUGCUCAUGACCAUCCUACGGAUGUGGAUUACAGAGUCAUGUCCACUUUCACAGAGUUCUACACCACACUGCUUGGUUUCGUGAACUUCCGACUCUACCAAACCCUCAACCUCGUUUACCCACCCAAGCUUGAUGGAAAAGGAGAGGCGGAGCUCAAGCCUGAAUUUGAGGAGGACUACGCCAUGGAUUCGGAGAGCUACCUGGAGAAACUGUCAGCGCUGAGCGCCAGUCUGGCUCGUGUCGUCUCCACGGUUGAAGAGGAGGAAGCGGAGAUGGACCAUUUCCCCGCUGAAGGGGAGGACAUGGAGAAGAUGGAGGUGAGGGAAAAGGCGCAGCAUGAAGAGGACAAGCACAAGAAGCUCUUCGAGGGCCUCAAGUUCUUCCUGAACAGAGAAGUGCCGAGAGAAUCUCUGGCUUUCAUGCUAAGGUGUUUCGGUGCACAGGUCUCCUGGGACAAAUCUCUGUGUAUCGGCAGCACGUAUGACAUCACCGACGAGACAAUCACGCACCAUGUGGUGGACAGACCCAGCCUGGACAAACAGCACAUCAACAGGUACUACAUUCAGCCUCAGUGGGUGUACGACUGCGUGAACGCUAAGAUGCUCCUUCCGGUGGAGGACUACUUCCUGGGCGUCACACUCCCUCCGCACCUGUCACCCUUCGUGGAGGAGAAGGACGGCGACUACGUUCCUCCAGAGAGGCAGAAACUCCUUUCUCUCCAGAGAGGAGAGAAACCUGUCGCAGAGCAGGAUGAGGAGGAAGAGGAGGAGGAAGAGGAGGAGGAAGAAGAGGAGGACGAAGAGGAAGAUGAGGAGGAGGAGGAGGAGGAAGAGGAGGCUAAACUGAAAGAUAUGGAACAGAAGAGAACACAGGGGAAGGCCUUAUCGGUGAAGGUCACCCCUGGAAAGGCGACCACAGACAACAGGCAGCGACUGGAGGAGGAAGAGAAGGCUGAGGAGAAGAGGCUCGCCAUCAUGAUGAUGAAGAAGAAGGACAAGUAUCUCUACGAUAAGAUCAUGUUCGGGAAGAAGAGGAAGGUCCGAGAGGCUAACAAAAUGGCAGCCAAGAGAAAAGCGUUCGAGGAGUCCAGCAAAUCGGACAGAAAGAAGAAGGCGAAGAAACAGUAGAGGAGAAACGAGAAUGGACCUUAUUUUUAUUAUUAAAAAUAAUUCUAUACGUUUAUUGGAAA